Messenger RNA from Oncorhynchus gorbuscha (pink salmon), 6145 nucleotides. Its product is annotated as E3 ubiquitin-protein ligase NRDP1-like. Gene Ontology annotation, cellular component: endoplasmic reticulum tubular network. Gene Ontology annotation, biological process: protein ubiquitination. Bases 3083 to 4012 code for a protein of 309 amino acids. Gene Ontology annotation, molecular function: ubiquitin protein ligase activity. NCBI's taxonomy places the organism in Eukaryota, Metazoa, Chordata, Actinopteri, Salmoniformes, Salmonidae. The transcript has 6 exons. The record is from RefSeq and is a predicted model, not a curated record.
UGCUGCCUCAGUAACUGAAAAAUAAGGAAUUGUCAGUGUGUUGUGAAUUCAGUUCUAUUUCAGUCAAAUAGGAUCCAGUUCUUGUCAACACGUUGACCACACACAUGCUGUUCGAUUUGUCGUAGAGAAAGGAGAAAAAAGGACAUUUCAGUCCUGUAGGCCGUGCGCAGGCCAUUUAUUUUGUGAUGCUAAAAAGAUGGUUAUCAUCUUGUCCGAAGUGCUCUUGCUGAUAAGCUGUUCUUGCAUUUCUAUAUACAUUAUAUCACUAGACUUGUAAUUUAAUUCUCUAUGAUGAAGCUCCAUUGAUGAAGAUCCAAUGCUUGUAUGGGGGGGUGGGAGCAAUAACAGACACCUGAGAAUGGGCUAAAUCGCGACUUGCCCAGGAAGGGUAUGGGCAGAGAGAGGAGAGCUUACAGUAUAAUCGACUUUUAGAGGGAUGCAGUGACAGCAAUGGGAGAGGACAGAAGAUGGAGGGAAGAAGGAAAUAUGGAGAGAUGAGCUCUGAAGGAAGGUUUGUCCAUUCUUGUUCUAGAUGAAUGAGAAGAGCCUUAUGUUUGUAAUGGUGCGUAAAGAUGGUGUAGGUAAUCAGGAUAGAAGUGAGUGGCGAUGCUUAGUCCCGUUAAUGUAAAUAAAGCAUACGGUUGCUAACAUAACAAUCUCCCAAAUCGAGACCAACCAUGAGGUGAGUAGCUUUAAAUAGACACACUUGAAGAGGAUGGCAUUGUUUUCCUACAUGUUUGCCUUUGGAGCAAAUGGUUGCUGGAUUGUGCUUUUUAUAGUACAAAACACUUUUUCCAGCCUAGGGAUUGGUCAAUUGGUGUUAUUAGUGUUCUUUGUUUUGCACUGUGUUUAGGAGUGAGUGAUUGCAUCUGUGUCUGUGGGCACAUGUGUUGGUAGGUUAAUUCAGCAAGGAGCUAGUGUGACUGGAAGUGACGCUGAACAGUCAAUGUAGCCUAUGCAUUCAGAGCUGUCCUUGGACUUUGUGCAGAAUUCUGGCAGCAGUACAGGAAUGUGGACAUAGUAUACUGAGAGAGAGAGGGAAGAAUUGGAAUUCAGUUUGCUUGCACUCAGCUGUGUGAUGAUAAUUUAUACUUCCUCUGGGGCCCCAGUGUGAAUCAGCAGCUUUGCAGCACAAAACCCCACUGAGAUGGGAAUAACUAGGACUGUCUGUAAUGGCACCCUAUUCCCUAUAAUGCACUACUUUUGACCAGGGUCUUGGUCAAAAGUAGUGCAGUAUAUAGGGAAUAGGAUGCCAUUUGCAACUUACCCAGGGACUGCAUGAGAAACAGAGGGCAAGAAGGUUCAGUAUCUGGGGGAUUCAUUGCUACCAGUAGCUUUCUUCCUGACACACCCAGGAACUGCAGUGGGAAUGGCAAUUGUAGCCAGCAGAAACUAGCCGGCCCGUCGCUAGCUUAGCAUCACGCACUGAUGUCAUCAGUACUGUCACCCCUGCGUUGAUGAGCACUUCACCCACAGCAGAACUGCUAUGCUUCAUGCUCUCUGCCUCUGGUUAGGGCUGGGCAAUAUAUUGAAUUCAUUCAAAUGUAUGGUUUUGCACGGUAUUCCAAAGGCCUGUAUUGUAAGAAUUAUGUUUUUAUUUAUGAAAAUAUCAGUUUGUUCUCAUGUUUUCCUUUUGGUCUCGUCUCCUCCACUCUUUCUGUGCUGUGUGCACCUUCCCAUUUACUUACACACACACACACACACACACACACACACACGCCCCUCCCUCUGCCACUUACAACAAUAACAAAGAGGAGCGAUCGCUUCCUCGUCUGUGACCAGCAGUUUCAACUCGCUAUUUGCAUUUGAGAUUUGGUCCAACAGAAUGGGUCAUAUGGACACCGAAACACAUGGAGACAUUAUUUGACUGUAAGAAAGAAGUGAACAUUUCUAAAGAUAUCCUUUUUAUGUUUAUAACAGGAGUAUCAAUGAACACUUAGUUUGUUGCGCGUGCAUUGCUGUACCACUUACAACUACCAUUAACUCGUUCUCAUUCUGAGAAAUAAGGUGGUCCACUUGAUUUCAGCAUCUGAACAAAGUGAAGAGGCCAGCAUACUGUUUAAACAGUUGGAGACGGACAGAAGGAUGUGCUCAUAACAACUCAACUGUUCUACCUUGUUAGCUAGCAAAUAGAUCCAGGUUGGCUAGACUUAAAACAAAGAUUACCUGGCAACUCACUAGCAUGUGGGCUUGAGAUUGUUUGAGACCUGUUUUAAUUUUCUAUAAUGCCCGCUACAAGAAGUUAGUCAUUUAUUGGUUAAUGCGCAUAAUUCAUGGUUCUGGUUAAAUUUGUAACAAAAAUAUAUUUUCAGAUCAGUGAUUAUUGCGAAAAAGCUUUUUUAAAUUAUUUUGAUUAUUUUGAUUAAAUAAUGUAAUUAUUAGUGGGUUUUACGGUUGUGGAAGGCUUACAUUUAGUCUAGAAAUAAUUUCACACGCCCUGCAUUCAUUCAUUAUUGUUGACUGUUUUAAAUGCAGUGUAUUUUACCUUUUUUCAUUGUACAACAAAGCUUGCUCUGAGUGUACAAGACAUUAGGAACACCUUCCUAAUAUUGAAUUGCACCCCCUUUUGCCCACACAACAGUCACAAUUCAUCGGCCGUGGACUCUACAAGGUGUCAAACAUUCCCCAGGAAUGCUGGCCCAUGUUGACUCCAAAGCUUCCCACAGUUGUGUAAAGUUGGCGGGGUGUCCUUUGGGUGGUGGACCAUUCUUAGUCCACACGGAAAACUGUUGAGCGUGAAAAACCUAGUGGUGUUGCAGUUCUUGACACACUCAAACCAGAGCGCCUGGCACCUAUUACUAUACCCCUUUCAAUGGCACUUAAAUCUUUUGUGUUGUCCAUUCUUUCUCAAUUGUCUCAAGCCUUAAAAAUCCAUCUUUAACGUGUCUCCUCUCCUUCAUCUACGCUGAUUGAAGUGGAUUUAACAAGUGACAUCAAUAAGGGAUCAUAGACUGACCAGGCCCCUCACUGCGAGCACGCCUUCUGCAAUGCCUGCAUCACCCAGUGGUUCUCCCAGCAGCAGAUAUGCCCCGUGGACCGCAGCGUGGUGACGCUGGCCCACCUGCGCCCCGUGCCCCGCAUCAUGCGCAACAUGCUGUCCAAGCUGCAGAUCACCUGCGACAAUGCUGGCUUCGGUUGCACCGCCGUGCUGCGCCUCGACCAGCUGCAGUCGCACCUCAGGGACUGCCAGCACAACCCCAAGAGGCCCUUCCAGUGCGAGCAGGGCUGUGGACUGGAGAUGCCUAAAGACGAAGUGUCCAGCCACAACUGCAUCAAACACCUGCGCAGCGUGGUGCAGCAACAGCAGGGCAAGGUCACCGACCUGGACAAGACUGCUGCUGAACACAAGCACCAGCUAGCAGAGCAGAAACGGGACAUCCAGCUGUUGAAGGCAUACAUGAGAGCCAUCCGCAGUGCCAACCCAAACCUGCAGAACCUCGAAGAGACCAUUGAGUACAAUGAGAUCCUGGAGUGGGUGAACUCCCUCCAGCCAGUGCGCGUCACCCGCUGGGGCGGUAUGAUCUCGACACCGGACGCUGUCCUCCAGGCGGUCAUCAAGCGCUCACUCAUUGACAGUGGCUGCCCGCUUUCCAUCGUCAACGACCUGAUCGAGAACGCCCACGAGAGGAACUGGCCCGCCGGCCUGGCCACGCUGGAGACGCGGCAGAUGAACCGGCGCUACUAUGAGAAUUACGUGGCCAAGCGUAUCCCCGGGAAACAAGCAGUGGUGGUGAUGGCCUGUGAGAACCAGCAUAUGGACCUUGUUCAUCCUCGCGAUGCGGAGCUAAUCAGGAAUGCCCUUGUUCAUCCUCGGGAUGCGGAGCUAAUCAGGAAUGCCCUUGUUCAUCCUCGGGAUGCGGAGCUAAUCAGGAAUGCCCUUGUUCAUCCUCGGGAUGCGGAGCUAAUCAGGAAUGCCCUUGUUCAUCCUCGGGAUGCGGAGCUAAUCAGGAAUGUCACUUCUGGUAGGAGUAGUAGAUGGACAGUGAAGACUUGGAACUUUCUUUUGGUUUGAGUUUCACACCUUGUGUUUUUUGUGAUGUUAUUGUUGUAUAUGAUUUGUCUGAGUUAGUCCUGUGUUUGAACUGUUUUUCUUAUGAUAUUUAUGUAGUUGGUUUGAAGUGGGUCCAAUUUGUAUGAAAAUAGACUCAGGCUACCAAAGCAUUUAUGUACAAAAUAACAUCAGCCAAAAGUCUGUUCUGUUUUAUUUUAUUAUUUAGGUUUUGUUUAUUUUAAAAGUUGUCAAAUGGCAUGUCACUAACACAUCACUGUAUAUCAUGUAUCUUAUCCUAAUAUUGUGUUCAGUCAUACAUGAACUACUUCCCUGUGGCUUUGCUGAUUUGUAAUAUUUUUCCCAGAUGAGGUUAGGUGAUUUGUGACCCUGAAUCCAUCACCACAAUUAACAAAGCUUUUACUCCUAACAGUUUGGACUAUUCUGGUUUAGAUUUUCUGUAUAGUGAUAGCCUUUUGUGGCAUUUUUCCAUUUGAUUGUGUAACUUCUUAGUUUGAGAACAAAACUAUUUGGUUUUACUUUCAUCCACCAAAUAAUGAACAAGUUCACACACUUUACCUCUGCUCAUUCAUUACAUUAGUCUAAAUUAAAUUCCUGGGGUGACUGAAUAAAAAUGGACAAGAACAUGAAUACACUUGUAUUGAACUCGGAGGAAGCGUUUGAAGCUAACUAAUAUCUAGACUGCCCUCUACAAUCCUCUUAAGAUCUACGUUGAAACUGGAACCUAGUCUUAAUCUGCUUCCUCUAUAUGGCUGUCUCUCUUUGCUCUGUCAGUUAGGUGCCUUGAUAUACUUUCAUGUAUAGGAUUCAAACUCACUUCCUGAAAGGCUGUGUCGCACCAAGUAUAAAUCUCAAACCAUUUCCUUCAUUGGUUAAGACCGAUAUUGAACUCUCCUUUUGGAUCCCUAAAUCAAAGGCUAGUGAAGUGAUUUGAAGCAAUGGGUUAGUGAGAUAAGAUCACUAAGUAGCUUGUCUAGAGCAGAGGUACAAACACAGCACUCCCAAGACUUGUGUUUCAGAUUCUUGCUUUUAUUCUUUAUAGUGUUGUGACUUGCAUCUGUGCAGCCUCAGUUUGAAUAGAAGGGUUCUGUUGUGUCUUCCUAGAGGAUGGAUGAUUUACAAUACUGUACUUGAAACAAAAAGGUCAGAAUGUUGAAACUUCCAAAUAAUUGAUGAAGGAUUAGUGGCUAGACCCUCCAUUUUACUAUUCAGAAAUGUAGAAGGCAGUGAGAGAGGACAAAUAUUUAUUUUGAUGUUAAACUGAAAUCUAGGAUGUAUUCACUAGAAACAAAACUGAAGGGACGAACCUGAACUUACCCAGUAAGAAAUGCUGGUUUUCGUUGUGAAAUGUUUUGCUACAGUUUGAUGGUGUGGACUAAUACACCCUUGUAGUCAGGAACUGGGCUGCAUUCAAUACGGGGGGGAAAUGGUGUGUAACAUUCAAUUAAAUGGAAACGGUGCUGUUUUUUUCAACGACCAGUUGAAAAAACGGGGAGCGAUUGGGUUGGGGAACUCAGUCAGCAUGGCCUCUGCCCUUUUAAAUACGUCACUCAUUGCUUCAUGGGGUGGCAGGGUAGCCUAGUGGUUAGAGCGUUGGACUAGUAACCAAAUGGUUGCAAGAUCGAAUCCCUGAGCUGACAAGGUAAAAAUCUGUCAUUCUGCCCCUAAACAAGGCAGUUAACCCACUGUUCCUAGGCCGUCAUUGAAAAUAAGAAUUUGUUCUUAACUGACUUGCCUAGUUAAAUAAAAUAAAAAAGUCACACCCUACCAAUCAGAGCAAACGUACAUCAAAGUUGGCUCAAGAAAGUAGAAGGUUUUCAGAUCCGUGUCGUUCAGGACAAACCGUCACACACCGUAGCAAACGUUUAAUCGGAACUGAAAGUACCCCUGAUAUUUUAAAUUGGUUUUGGGCUGCACCUGUCUUUACCUUUUUUGCUUAUUCAUGUGAACUAGUGUGUUACUGUGAUGAUGCCAUACUGACUUGAUAAUAAUACCAGACAACUGAGUUAGAAUUACACAUUUAUUGUAAAUAGUUCACCAUCAUAUAUCAAUAUUCACAUACUGAUGCACUUCCAUUUCAGUAUCUAUCCGUAGUUUUAUUUUGUGAGAUGUUUUCAUUAAAAGCAGAUAAGAAUU